GCUGACCACCACACAAUCAAGUGCAUCAUCAUCUGAUCCGGCGAUUGUUUUUGAGCGGACAAGGCAUCUUUUUCGAAGAUGAGUUCCAAACCGGAAGAGGACGAUGACGAUUGGUUCACCAAGGACAUUGACGACUUUGAUGUGCCGGACAUCAAGAAACCAUCGGAGGGGGACGCAGAAGCGGAAACCGGAACAUCACUCCUGGAGUCGCUGAAGAUUAAACCGAAACAGUUUUUUGACGACAUCGACGGGAACUAUUUUGAUCCAUUUUUGACGACAUCCUCGGGGGCCUCGUCCCAGACCAAGUUUCACCUCCCGGACGAGCGUGACCGAUACGUGCAGAAGAUUCCGUUUUCGAAGUUGCUGAAUCUGUCGGAGAACGACGGCCACGAGCUCUUUCUGGAUAUUUACAGCCAGAAGGACAGUUGGAUCAGGACAAUUACGCAGGAAAAUGCCGGUGACGAGCUGAUGCUAGUCACGAUGAAAAUCCUGCAGAAGAUUGGAUCGCUGCCGAUGUUUGAGAUAAACGAGGAGUUGUUCGGGAUUCUGGCGAAGCACGAUCAAUUCUGGGACAAUCUGGUGGUGUUUUUCAAGCGUAGCACAAAUCAGAUGGAAAGUCGCAAGAAGAAGGUUAAAGCCAAGUCGGCGGUACAGGGAGUUGGUACGAUGGAUAUGCUGGGGGCGGUUGGGCGAACGUUGACCCUUGUUCGGAAGUUUGGAGCGUAUCGCAAGAAGAUCGCCGGGUUCGUGGAGCAACUCACGGACGUGCUGAACAAGGCCAAUGUGAAAGCGGAUGAGUUGAAGCAAUCGGGAAGCGCGGGGACCAACUGUAGAAAUUUCACGAUCUACCCAACGCUGAGUGACCUGAAGGGACCAGGAAUUGACCUCAAGCCAAACAUAGUCGGUGGAAAGUUUCCAAGUGUCGAACACUAUCUGGAAGUUCACCUGAACUUGUUGAGAGAAGACUUUAUGAUUCCGCUGCGUGAGGGAAUCCGACACUUCCAGGCGCACUGCGAGCGAUCGUCUGAAGACGAACCAUUCUACGGAGACAAUAUCCGGGUUCACCGGUGCGUUCAGUUGUUGCUACCCGGUAGCGUAAAUCGCCGGUCCGCCAAGGAAGAGCUGGUAAUCGUCGAUCUGGAUCCGCACGAUCGUGGAUCGACUGGUAGGUCUGUGCGAUACCAAAAGCUGGCGCUCCAAAACUCGAAACGGCUGAUGCACGGAUCGAUGGUUUGUCUAACGAGCAGUCCCCAGUUUGAAGACCUGAUCGUGGCUAUUAUUAGCCACCGAGAUAAUGAGCAGCUGUACAAUGGGUACGUUUGCGUCGAGAUAAUCAAAAUGGAAAAUAUCAACGAUAUUUUCAAGCGCGAUCUUUUCAUGAUUGAGAGUGAGAUCUUUUUCGAACCGUACCACCAUGUCUUCAACGUGUUGAAGAACCUUCGGGCCGACACGUUUCCUCUCAAGUCCUACAUCGUGGACACGCAGCCACAGCAGCAAUCUCCGGAUUACGUGUCGCGUGACCGCCGAGCUUUGUUCACCCAUCGCGGACAGCAGUUCAACGCAAAGGUCCCGAGCGAGUGGCCCGAAAGUGGAGCCCCGAUUGGGCUCAAUCCUUCACAGUACAAUGCGUUUAAGCUGGCGUUGACGCGCAAAUUCGCGCUGAUUCAGGGACCUCCCGGGACGGGCAAAACGUUCAUUGGUCAGGAGAUUAUCUCAGCGCUGGUGGCAAACACCGAUCACCAGAUCUUGUUGAUUUGUUUGACCAACCACGCGCUCGAUCAGUUCUUAUGCGGUGUUUUGAACUACACUACCAGCCUGGUUCGGAUGGGAAGCCAGUCGAAGCAUUCGACGCUGGAUAGCUACAAUGUGAAGCAACUGAACGAAGAUGUCCUUAUUGAUAAACGCCUGAGGACCUGUUACUACAACACCAAGCAGGAAUAUCUCAAGCUGAUGGAAGAGUUCGAAGCGCUGCAGAAAAACGGGACAACCGAGCAGAUCUUCAAGUGUUUGAACCUUCUUCAGCAGACCUCGCGUCGAAUUCACGAGCUUAACCAGCUGUCCAACUACGAGUUUGUGAAGAACAUCCGGGUGAUCGGAAUGACGACCACGUUCGCUGCCCGCAACCACACCCUACUCCAACUCUUGCGCACCCCAAUCGUCCUCAUCGAGGAAGCCGCCGAAGUCUUGGAGUCACACCUGGUGGCCACUCUAACACCCGCCACGGAACACUGCAUCCUGAUCGGGGACCACUUCCAGCUCCGCCCAACUACCAGCGUGUACGCGCUUUCCCGCCAAUACCAGCUGGACAUUUCGCUCUUCGAACGGAUGAUCCGGAACAACGUGAACGCGGCGUGUCUGUCCGUUCAGCACCGAAUGCGUCCCGAGCUGGCCGACCUGAUUCGACCGGGAAUCUACGCCCAACUGACCGACCACGAAACGGUCCGGGAACGGCCGAAAGUGCGCGGAAUGCGACGCAAUUUGUUCUUCUUUACGCACAACGUACCCGAGGACAGCGGGCCUUCGCGCGAUGAGGAAAAGUCCAAGCGAAACUCGUACGAGUGCAAGUUUUUGCUCGGAUUGUGUGAGUACCUGGUGGCGCAGGGCUACGGACCGGAGGACAUCGUCAUCCUGACGGCGUACAAUGGGCAGAUGCUGCAUCUGGUGCAGGAACGCAAGGGUCACGAGAAGUUGCACGGCAUCCGGAUUACGGUGGUGGACAACUAUCAAGGCGAAGAGGCGAAAAUCGUAUUGUUGUCGCUUGUGCGCAGCAACGACACCGGUUCGAUCGGCUUUUUGGCGUUCCGCAACCGGAUCUGCGUCGCGCUGUCCCGUGCCCGAGACGGUCUGUACAUCGUCGGCAACAUGGACCUGCUGGCGAAGACAAACCCGAUGUGGCAGACGAUCCGAAAGCGGCUGGAGGCACAUUCGGCCAUCGGAAGCGUCCUGGAGUUGAUGUGCGAGGAGCACAUGUGUCUCGUCCAGAUUGAACAACCGGAGGACUUUGAAAAGGUCAGCUACGGUGGCUGCCAGGACAUGUGCCGCGUGGUGAAGGAGUGUGGCCACCAGUGCGACAGCUUCUGCCACGGAGCGCUGUAUCCGCAUCGGGUCUGUAUGUGCAACCAGGACGAAAACGUCAGGUUUUAUUGAUUUUAAAGUCGUACUUUUACAAAACCAAGAUGCACACAAUCCAGUAUUUUUGCAGACCACUUUUAACCGAUAGUCGAACGACAACUUUUAUACAUGUUUAACUGAUAGUUUCUGAAGAUUUUAUGAUGGAACUUUUCUUUCCAAGAAGGAAUUAAAAUCUCUGCCCUAAUAAUAUAAACUCGAUAUAAUUUAUUCACCGUACUCAA
Messenger RNA from Culex pipiens pallens (northern house mosquito), 3353 nucleotides. Its product is annotated as NFX1-type zinc finger-containing protein 1. The record is from RefSeq and is a predicted model, not a curated record. Lineage: Eukaryota; Metazoa; Arthropoda; Insecta; Diptera; Culicidae. Gene Ontology annotation, biological process: regulatory ncRNA-mediated heterochromatin formation. The coding region runs from base 79 to 3147 and encodes 1022 amino acids. Gene Ontology annotation, cellular component: nuclear RNA-directed RNA polymerase complex. Gene Ontology annotation, molecular function: helicase activity. The transcript is spliced from 4 exons.